Closterium sp. Naga37s-1 is the source of this 3090-nucleotide messenger RNA. The record is from the annotation of a GenBank genome assembly. Lineage: Eukaryota; Viridiplantae; Streptophyta; Zygnematophyceae; Desmidiales; Closteriaceae.
AUGCCGACGUGGGCUCUGUAUACGGCGCUUCGCCUCCUCGUGCUAUCCAACCUAUUCCAGUUCGGGUUAUCAGCAUCUCGCCAAAACGAGUCUUCGCUCGCGAGCGUCGUGGUGGCGAAUGAGAUCGUUGCAGGGAGAGUGGACGAAAUGGAAUCCGAGUUGGAGGAGGCGUUGGCGGGAAGGACGCAAGGGGAUGUAGCAGCAGGAAAUCUUUCGAGCAUCGCGCCACUAGACAAUCAGCUGACGAGUCUAACGGGCGGCGACAAGCACCGCUCCCCACCGCUUUCUGUUUCCGUGGCCCGGCAGUCUCUCUCAUCCGCCUCCCCUGCAGCAGCCAAUGCCUCGCUCGACUCGGCCAUUACCCUGAAGGAGAGGGAGGCGGAGGAGCGAGCUAAAGUGGCUGCAAAGCGGUGCUAUGGGAUGCAGAGGGCAUACCGCAUGGGGUUUGAGAGGGGCGGCAUGGCAUGGGAGCCACAGGCGGAUCGCUACGUGCUCAUGGACUGCCAUCGCAACCAGGUGGGCGUGGUAACCAUGUGUGGUAAACAGGUGGGUGUGGUAACCAGGUGGGGUGUGGUAACUGAGUAUGGUAACCAGGUGGGUGUGGGAACCAGGUGGGGUGUGGUGGUAAUCAGGGACAUUGGCUCACCCCAGCUGAGCAACCGCAUUCGGUGCAUCAAGAACCACCUGGUGGUGGCGGGCGUGUUCAACCGCACGCUCGUGGUGCCCCUGCGAGCACACGAGGUCGCCCGCCACUACGACCGCCGCACCUUCUUCCAUCUCCCGAGUGCCACAGUGCAAGUGGAUCAAGUGCUGUGUCUGCAGAAGCAAUGCUACAACCAAUCUGCUGCCUCCCGCGACGACCUCCCCUCCCUCUCCGGUGUCACCUACCCUCCGAACCUCGCGCUCACGAUCGGCAACGCCUCCGAGCCUCUGGAAAUCCCAAAGCUCCUGGCCCUGCGGUCUCUGAUACAGCCAACUGCGAGGGUUGUUCUGCUGGGAGAUCUGGGAUCCAUGCAUCUCACGUUCCCAGGGAAGAAUUACCUGGACGUCCCCUUUAGGCAGUCUAUUGAGUGCCCUAAUGCUCUGGCUGUAGCGCCACACCCCGCUAUCCUCGAAGCUGCUAGGGAGUUUGUUCGCAGUGUGGUGCUGCCGGGUUCCAGGAGGGAAUGGGAGGCUGCUGAUGCUGAUGUGGUGACGGAAGGAGGUAAAGCCACUGACCAGCCGCAGCAGCAGCAAAAGGAGGGGGACGGAAAUGGGGGGGGGAAGGGGCUGGAGGGAGGGCGUGCAGUUGGUCGGUACAUGGGGGUGCAUUGGAGGCGAACGGACCUGAUGCAGCACAGCAACCCCAAUGCACGGCUCUCUGUGGAGCAUGCGGGUGCAUGCCUGGUGAAGGCCAUGGGCAUGGCUGGAAACAUCUCCACCAUGUUCCUUGCCUCUGAUACUGACGACCGCGAGGUGGAGGCGCUGGAGAAAUUUAUGAAGGAAAGGAUACUGGGCUUUAAGCUGGUUCAAAGACCCAACUGCUGUCGUGCGUCUGCUGAGAGUGGAGCAAGGGGGAGCCUAUGCCGACAUUCUCUCAGGGGCAGCAGCAGUGGAGGGGCAUUAUUCAUAUCUUCUCCUGCUGUCCCUCCCCCCCCGAUCACUGCACUGCCAUCCCCAGCCGCUGUUGUCCGUCUGCUGAGAGUGGAGCAAGGGGGAGCCUAUGCCGACAUUCUCUCAGGGGCAGCAGCAGGGGAGGGGGCGGGCGGGUGGGAGCUGGAGAUGCAGUAUGUGCGGCGCACGCUGGGCUUUGGGCUUUUGCCUCUGGAGGGGCGGGGAAGGCGCCAUGUGACUGAGCUCGUGGCAGGUGUCACCCGGUGGAGGCGUUAUCUGGACUUUCUGCUCUCGGAGUUUUUUUCGGGCAGCCUGAAUGAGCUGGAGAGGAUGGAGCCACUGCUGAAGCAGAUUCUCCGAUUGGGGAUGUUUGAGCUCGCUAAGAUGGACACACCACCACAUGCUGCAGUCAACGAGGCGGUCAAGCUCGCUCGGGCAGCCUUAAGGCCCGGAGCCGCCUCAUUGGCCAAUGCUAUUUUGCGGGCAGCUGUUCGCGCACAGGAGCAAGGCCCACUGCCGGCCCCGUCGCUGCACGAUGCAAUGACGGACCGGGACAAGGCGCGGGCCCUCGCCACGCUGCACUCUCACCCCGUGUGGAUGGUGCGGCGGUGGGCCGACAGGCUGGGGUGGCGAGAGGCGGAGCGGCUGAUGGAGAGCAACAACGCCCGCCCCGUCUUCUCCCUCAGGGCCAACACUGCCAAAGGGGUAUCGCGUUCUGAUCUGCACUCCUUGCUGCUGGCGCUCCCCGAGGUGGAGGUGGAAGAUUCACCGUACCUGGACGAUUUCAUUCGCGUAAAAGCGGGCAUGCAGCAUGUGCUCACAGCGGGGCUCAUAGAGGAUGGGUCGUGCAACGUGCAGGAUGAGAGUGCAGGGCUGGUGGUGAAGGUGCUGGCGCCCCAGCCAGGGGAGACCGUGGUGGACUGCUGUGCUGCGCCCGGGGGCAAGGCCAUGUAUGCCGCUGGGCUCAUGCAAGGGACAGGGCGGCUGGUGGCAGUGGAUGUGAACGAGGGCCGAGUGAGGAUGGUGGCGCAGGCAGCACAGCGCCAGGGGCUGCAAAGCAUGGUGGAGUGUGUCUCUUCUGACCUGAGGACUUACGCUGCGUCAUCCCCCCUGCGUGAGACAGCAGACCGAGUGCUGCUGGAUGCACCCUGCUCCGGCCUUGGGGUGCUGGCCAAGAGGGCGGAUCUGAGGUGGAGGAGGACAGUGGAGGGGGAGGCGCAGCUCACAGCACUACAGGACGACCUGCUGGACGCUGCUGCCAGUCUGGUGCGGCCGGGGGGAUUGCUGGUGUACUCCACGUGUUCCAUAGAGCCAUCGGAGAAUGAGGAUAGGAUCACCACCUUCCUUCAAACACACCAUGAGUUUGUAUUGGAACCACUAGAUGCUUCAGUAUUGCCCGAAGCGAUGAUCUCACGCCUUCGUUGCUUUGCAUCAUUGCCGCAUUGCCACGCAAUCGACGGGGCAUUUGCUGCUCGUUUGCGAAGGCGGGAGUUGUGA